Molecule: messenger RNA, 1803 nt
Organism: Aureobasidium melanogenum CBS 110374
Lineage: Eukaryota; Fungi; Ascomycota; Dothideomycetes; Dothideales; Saccotheciaceae
Product: flavin-containing monooxygenase
Exons: 2
Coding region: 1-1803 (600 amino acids)
Molecular function (GO): monooxygenase activity; flavin adenine dinucleotide binding
Source: RefSeq, a predicted model, not a curated record
AUGGCAGCUGUACAGGGUCCCACUUUCCCAACGCCAGUAAUAACCAGCGACCAGCUCAAGGGCAACUUACCCACCGUCACAAUCGACGAGAAUGUCGAUUGUGCUGCAAUAGCCACCUCAUGCAUUGCCCGUCUCCAAAACCUGCAGCAAAGCGACCUGACCGACGAUGCAUUAUGGAGAGACUCUCUGAGCAUCACUGAACACCAGCGAACCUUCAACAGUGCAACAUCCAUAAUUGCUGUCUGGAAUGAGUUGAAGGCCAGAUGCCAACCUCACAACUUUCGACUUGUACCAAACACGGCGAUGGUAUUUAGACUGGGACCCCGUCCAGCUUGGCUUACUGCUGCUUUCACAUUUGAGACCGAUGGAUCUCAUCCUGCUGAAUGCUCAGGCCGAUUGAACAUGGUUCCUGACGACAGCAGCGACUAUAAGAUCUGGGUCUUCUGCACAAUCAUUGAGGCACUCAAGGAUCAUGAUGGACAUGGAAACCCAGACAGCCUCCCCGAUCCAAAGUUCGCGCCAGCUGCCAACCUCGAAGUUGGCGGUAAAAUUGAUUGCAUCAUUGCAGGAGGCGGUAUGGCUGGUCUCUGUGCUGCAGGAAGACUGCACGCACUUCGCAUUCCCUAUCUCGUCGUCGAACGCAAUGCUUCAGUUGGCGACAACUGGACUAAGCGAUAUGACUCUAUGCAUCUACACCUCUCAAACAGCUAUAGCGAGAUGCCAUUUCAACGUGUGUAUCUUGACAAGCCAUACAAUCUCAGCAGUCGAGACUUGGCCGACGGCAUGCAGAAAUACGUCGACAUGCACAAUAUCCAAAUCUGGCUGUCAAGUUCGGUAGACCAAGCACGCUGGGACGAAAACACCAAGAGCUGGACCGUGACUGUAAGCAAACAAGGACAACUUUGCAAGUUCAGGGCAAAACACCUCGUCAUGGCCAUUGGAGGCGGCUUGGAUGUACCGAGACUCCCUAAAGAAUAUGCCAAUCGCGACGAGUACCAGGGUACCGUGCUACAUUCCAUAGACUGGAAAAACGCAGACGCUUUUACUGGCAAAAAGGGUGUAAUCAUCGGGUCGGCCAACAGCGCCUUCGACAUAGCCAAAAACAUGGUCGACAGCAACAUGUCAGAGAUCACCAUGGUUCAACGCAGCACAACCCACGUCAUCUCAACCAAAGUGUUCUACCCCUUGAUCGAUCCUCUCUACAAUCCAGAAACCGACGUAGGGCUCUCGGAUAGAUUGAUGCUGACACCACCCUACGCAGUAGGCAGAUUAGCAAUCAUGGCAGGGGCAACAGCUCUUCAAUCUCAAGAUCCAGACCACUACUCCUACCUCCAAGCAGCAGGUUUCAAAUACCACCAAAGCCCAGAUCUGCUCGCCGACGCACUCGAAAGAUUCGGCGGUCAUGUAUUGGAUCACGGUACUGUGUCUUCAGUCUUCAACUCUGGAAAAUUCAAAGUCAAAUCUGGCAUUUUACCUGUUUCAUUCACGAGAACUGGCUUGCGCUUUCAGGAUGGCAGUGAAGUCGAUGCAGAUGUAAUAGUCCUAGCCACAGGCUUCAGAAGCAACUUGCGCGAAAGUGUUGCCGCCAUAGUCGGUUCUUCUACCGCCAACUGCCUCGACGAUUUCUUCGGUCUCGAUGCCGAAGGAGAGAUUAGAGGAUUGGCUAAACCUAUUGGUCAUCCAGGGAUUUGGUAUCUCGGAGGCGGUACCGCCAAUGCUCGUUUCCAUUCUAGAGUGCUGGCCAUGCAGAUUGCUGCUGAUGUUAGAGGGAGGCCUUUUGUACCCUAUACUGCUACUCCUUGA